This is a messenger RNA of Trichoderma atroviride IMI 206040, 1814 nucleotides long. RefSeq lists its product as uncharacterized. Lineage: Eukaryota; Fungi; Ascomycota; Sordariomycetes; Hypocreales; Hypocreaceae. Gene Ontology annotation, molecular function: protein dimerization activity; DNA binding. Gene Ontology annotation, biological process: DNA-templated transcription. Gene Ontology annotation, cellular component: RNA polymerase III complex; RNA polymerase I complex. The record is from RefSeq and is a predicted model, not a curated record.
GAAUUCUCUCUUGAUAAAAAUCAUCCUACGGCACAAGUAAUAAGUAUAUGAAUGAUAUAGCGUUGGCAGAUUGAGCUGGAAUAGAGAUACUGGGUAGCUUCAAAGUUCGCCGGACGGUGGGGUAUCAUACUUUUGGAUAAAAGAGUCUUCGAAUCUAGUCAAGCAUAAUAGAAAAGAAAAGACUGCGCUCGUUGUUGGUAAGUAAAGAGGCAGCUGUCAGACAUUCUAAGUGUCAAGCGCAGAUCCUACAUCAAAAAGAUGGGAUAUACCUGGAAAUAGAUAGGUUUAAGUAAGACUGCUAGAGUCAACAAGCCCAAAAGUUCUUUUUCGCAGUAAGCCAACGUGAAAUCUAGUUCACCGUCUCACUACGAACAUAUCCCCAAAAUUCUUCCCCGAACACGAACGCUUCUUAGAGAGUCAAUCUGGGGAAUACCAUCUGAGGUGAUCAACGCUCACCUUGUUGAAGAGCAAGCAUCGGAACGGAGGUGCAUGCUUCCGACAUUUUAGCUCUUCUAGACUACCGAUCCGCUUUCGUAAUCAAUCUGCACUGGGAGCAAAGCCGCCCCACUAUCGGCGCGCUCUCAUCAAUUUUUUGUUUGACAGGCCAGCGGCGAAAAAAAAAAAGUUCACAAUCAAAAGGCGACAGCAUAUUUCAGCAUUUUCUCUGUUAUUGUAAUUUGACGCAGGAAGGCUAUAUUUCCUCAUCGCAGAUUUAUUUAAGAGUAUUAUAUUUUAAAUCUCAACUCGCCAAAAAUAGACGAUGCCUGGACGAACAAAGACGCAGGACGAUGCUUCGUCUCACGACGCUGAUAUGCAAGACGUCCCACCUUCUGCCCAGGAAGCGAUUGGUCAGGAUGCUGAAAUGAGAGAGGAUGCCGAGGCUGAGGAGGAGGAAGAGGAGGAAGAAAUUGAGGCUCAGAGAGUGCGAAUUCUUCCUGGCUCAACGGACACUGCGGCUUCAUUCGAAUUCACCGAUGAGGGCCAUACAUUGGGCAAUGCUCUGAGAUACAUCAUCAUGAAAAACCCCGACGUGGAAUUCUGCGCUUACUCGAUUCCUCAUCCAUCUGAACCCAAGAUGAACAUCAGAAUACAGACAUAUGAUGGAACGGCUGUGAAUGCCCUGAAGAAGGGUCUGAGUGACCUGCAGGAUGUAUGUGAUGUAGUUGCUGAGAAGUUCUGGUCAGAGAGACAGAGCUUCAACGCAGAGCAGGGCAUUGAGCGAUGAACGAUUGCUAUGAUGGUGGAGAAAAGAGAGCGCAGUUAAUGGAGAUCGGGCUGCUAUCCCAAGUGGCGUAUAGAAAGGGCAUUUGUAUAUGGACAUUAUGCGAAUUCAAGGCGUUAUAUGGCAGGUUUUGACAUAGGAUCUUUACAAAGAUAUAUUUACAAAAACAAAAUUUCUUGCAUUGCUUCUAAUUUCGGCCCUCCAAGAAACCAGACAUGAAGCUAGAUGGAAGUCUCUUGUCUCCCCUAAAGUUGUCGUUAAAAUAAGACAGGAUGUGAGUCUGCUGCUUCCAAAAGUUCAUUGUUUCCUGGUAUUCAGCGUGGGAUUUGAAGAGAAGCACAUCGACGACAGAAAGGUUGCUCGCGUGUCGGUUUCGUUCAAACUCUUGUCGCAUCCGUGUUCGGAGAGCGGAGAUGGGUAGAGGGACAUUGUACAUCGUCUGGAUUUCAGGUGCGCCUCGGAUCCAUUCGCGGUAGGAAGAAAGGACUCGACGUUUCGCAUCCGCCCAACUGGUGGAUUGCGCCGUCUUCUUGGCGAAUUCAGUCGGUGAAAUGGCCAUGGUGGGCAAUCUAUGCUUCUCAGCGCAAUCUCU